This is a messenger RNA of Porites lobata, 3443 nucleotides long. Lineage: Eukaryota; Metazoa; Cnidaria; Anthozoa; Scleractinia; Poritidae. The record is from the annotation of a GenBank genome assembly.
AUGGACAACAUCUUGAAUAUUCUACAGACCAUUCAUAUUGGUGAAGUCGUUGCAACUUUCCUUUUCAACACUGGACGUCUUAUAAAAGCAGUAUACAUCUUUAACGAAUGUUUGGCGCUCCUUAACAGCAAAUCCCUAGAGACGAUCAAAGAACUUUCCACACCACGAGUUAUCAAUGUAUACCGUAAACUUCUUCAUGGCUAUACUCUUAUGUACGAUCAUACCCGUGCGAUAGAAUGUGGUAAAAAACUUUAUGUGACGCUGCACGAUAGUGGCCACAAAGAACAAGAAGGGAUAAUAUUACUUGUACUAGCGAGCAUCUACUGUAAAAGAAGCAAAUACGAGGAAGCAAAACAGUUUAUCGAGAAGGCACUCAGCAUCAUGAUUGAGACUGGGAACAAUCAGGGAGUUGGAAUAUGUUACGGAAUUCUAGGAACUGUUUUUCUAUCUGUUGAUCAAUAUACCAAGGCUGAAGAAUACCUUCAGAGAGCACUCAUGAUCAACAAAGAAAUCGGUGACAGAGAAGCAGAAGCAUCUGCUUACGGAAAGCUAGGAGUUAUGUUCAGAUAUGUUGGUCAAUAUACCAAGGCUGAAAAAUACCUUCAGAAAGCACUGGUGAUCAACAAAGAAAUCGGUGACAGAGAAGGAGAAGCAGCAGAUUACGGAAAUCUGGGAACUGUGUUCCAAUCUGUUGGUCAAUAUACCAAGGCCGAAGAAUACCUUCAAAAAGCACUAGUGAUCAGCAAAGAAAUCGGUGACAAAGAAGGAGAAGCAGCAGUUUACGGACAUCUAGGAUCUAUGUUCCUAUCUGUUGGUCAAUAUACCAAGGCCGAAGAAUACCUUCAAAAAGCUCUAGUGAUCAGCAAAGAAAUCGGUGACAAAAAAGGAGAAGCAUCAAAUUACGGAAAUCUAGGAAAUGUGUGGCAAUCUGUUGGUCAAUAUACCAAGGCUGAAGAAUACCUUCAAAAAGCACUAGUGAUCCAGAGCGAAAUCGGUGACAAACAAGGAGAAGCAUCUGCUUACGGAUGUCUAGGAACCGUGUUCCAAUAUGUUGGUCAGUAUACCAAGGCUGAAAAAUACCUUCAAAAAGCUCUAGUGAUCAGGAAAGAAAUCGGUCACAAACACGGAGAAGCAUCAGAUUACGGAAAUCUAGGAACUCUGUUCCAAUCUGUAGGUCAAUAUACCAAGGCAGAGGAAUACCUUCAAAAAGCGCUAGUAAUCAGGAAAGAAAUCGGUGACAAACAAGGAGAAGCAUCUGCUUACGGAAAUCUAGGUACUGUGUUGCAAUCUGUUGCUCAAUAUACCGAGGCUGAAAAAUACAUUCAAAAAGCGCUAGUGAUCAGGAAAGAAAUCGGUGACAAAAAAGGAGAAGCAGCAGGUUACGGAAAUUUAGGAACUGUGUUUAAAUUUGUUUGUCAAUAUACAAAAGCUGAAGAAUACCUUCAGAAAGCACUCGUGAUCAGGAAAGAAAUCGGUGACAGACAAGGAGAAGCAGCAGAUUGCCGAAAUCUAGGAAGUGUGUUGCAAUCUGUUGGUCAAUAUACCAAGGCUGAAGAAUACCUUCAAAACGCACUAGUGAUCACGAAAGAAAUCGGUGACAAACAAGGAGAAGCAUCUGCUUACGGAAAUCUGGGAACUGUGUUUCAAUCUGUUGGUCAAUAUACCAAGGCAGAAGAAUACCUUCAAAAAGGUCUAGUGAUCAGGAAAGAAAUCGGUGACAAACAAGGAGAGGCAUCAGAUUACGUAAAUCUAGGAACUGUGUUUAAAUCUGUUGGUCAAUAUACCAAGGCUGAAGAAUACCUUCAGAAAGCACUAGUGAUCAGCGAAGAAAUCGGUGACAAAGAAGGAGAAGCAUCAGCCUUCGGAUUUCUGGGAACUGUCUUCCGAUCUAUUAGUCAGUUUGACAAGGCGAAAGAAUACCUUCAAAAAGCACUAGUGAUCACGAAAGAAAUCGGUGACAAACAAGAAGAAGCAUCUGCUUACGGAAAUCUGGGAGAUGUGUUUGCAUCUGUUGGUCAAUAUACCAAAGCUGAAGAAUUCCUUCAGAAAGCACUGGUGAUCAGGAAAGAAAUAGGUGACAAACACGGAGAGGCAUCAGAUUACGUAAAUCUAGGAACUGUGUUUAAAUCUGUUGGUCAAUAUACCAAGGCUGAAGAAUACCUUCAGAAAGCACUCAUGAUCAACAAAGAAAUCGGUGACAAAGAAGGAGAAGCAACAGCUUACGGACGUCUGGGAAGUGUCUUCCUAUCUGAUAGUCAAUUUGACAAGGCGAAAAAAUACCUUCAAAAAGCGCUAGUGAUCAGGAAAGAAAUCGGUGACAAAAAAGGAGAAGCAGCAGAUUACGGAAAUCUAGGAACUGUGUUCCGAUCGGUUGGUCAAUAUACCAAGGCUGAAGAAUACCUUCAAAAAGCACUGACGAUCUCUGAAGAAAUCGGAGACAAAGUUGGUGUUGGAGUUUCAUACUUAAAUCUGGGAAACCUUUGUCGAGAACUUCAGCUUUUUGCAAAGAGUAAAGAAUUUGCUAAUAAAGCAUUUGAGAUAAGUUACGAAAUAGGAGACCUUGAAUUGCAGUUUAACAGCCACCUUACCGUUGCACUAAACGCGAUAGCGGCGGGAGGAAGCAUAAAUGAACUUGUGGUGCGCAAUCUCUAUGAAAGCAUUCAAAAGUGCGAAGAAAUGUUUGAUUUUUUCAGAAUGAAAGAUCAAUUCAAAAUUUCUUUUUUUGAUGAACAUGUGUUCCCUUACCUUCUUCUUGGUAGGUUGUUGACUGCUAGAGGCAGUUAUUGUGAAGCUCUUUACGUUGCCGAGCUUGGACGGUCCAGAGCACUUGCAGACAUACUGUCAGAUAAGUACUCUGUGGAAAAAGAGCUAUCAGUGAACCCACAGUCAGGGGUUGGUGUUGAGAAUAUCAUGAGCAAAAAUGCCCUUAGUUCCUGUUUAUACUUAUCCUGUUUUUAUGAUGUUAUGCAUUUUUGGAUCCUUAAGCCAAACAAAACCAUAGUUUUCCGAGAAACGAAACUGCUCAUGGUUAUGAGGAACGUGGAGAAAUUGCUCUUUCCCCUAUGAGCUCGUGCGGAACCCCGCACGAAGAGGACUAUUUACUGACGAUGGCUGAAAUUUCACAGGUUCGACUGACUGCCAAGCUGGUUGUCCUUAGUUGUUGUCAUAGUGCUCAUGGCCAAGUGAGAGCUGAAGGAGUUGAUGGAAUUGCUCGAGCAUUUCUAGCAUCGGUUGCACGCGCCGUGCUGGCAACACUGUGGGCUGUAGAGGACAAAGCUACCAUGCAGUUUAUGAAUCAUUUUUACGAGCACCUUGUUUGUGGUGAGAGUGCAAGUGAAUCUCUUCACCAGGCCAUGAAAUGGAUGAGAGAGAAUCGCUUCUCUGACGUUGAGCAGUGGGCGCCGUUUAUUCUGAUUGGAGAUGAUGUGACAUUCAAAGGUUAG